CGUUGUAUGUUUUGCGGGGAACGGAGAUGGGAAGAAGGUAAAAAUUGGCAUGGCCGACUGUAGCUAGAUGAAAAUAUACAAAUCGGAUGAAAAUAGUUAGUUUAUCUAGUGUUCAUAAAUAAAUACCCCUAUAUCUUAAUUAAACCAGUGAUGAUAGUAUGGAUGUGAUAACGUGAACUGGAAAAGGCGUAUAACUCUUGAUAGUAACAAUUGGCCAGCUUUCAAUUGUGAUAAUGUAGUAAAAACUAGUGUUAUUUUCAGAUCAGUGUCAAGUGAGUAGUUAAUAAUGUCUUUCUUCAACAAUAUUAAAAAAGUUCUGCACUUCGGCGGCAAUGACGCGAAAAAGAAAAAAGUUUAUAAUAAUGUGCGUAUGGAAUGUGAUCCAGAAGAAUUCUGGGAUAUGAUAGGGGAAUUAGGAGAUGGAGCUUAUGGAAAAGUGUACAAGGCUCAACAUAAACACACAGGACAGUUAGCUGCUGCUAAAAUGUGCAGAUUAGAUGGAGAAGAUGAUCUAUCAGAUUUCAUGAUAGAAAUUGAUAUUUUAUCUGAAAUUAAACAUCCUAAUAUAGUCGAACUUCAUGAAGCUUUUCAAAAAGAGCAACAACUGUGGUUGCUUAUUGAAUACUGUGAUGGUGGAGCAUUGGACAGUAUUAUGACUGAAUUAGAAAAACCUCUGAAUGAAGUUCAGAUAGCAUAUGUGUGCCAAAAUAUGUGCAAAGGACUGCAAUUUUUACAUAAAUCACAUGUUAUUCAUAGAGACUUGAAGGCUGGAAACGUAUUACUCACCAUGGCAGGAGGAGUUAAAUUAGCUGAUUUUGGAGUUUCUGCUAAAAAUAAAAGUACGCUUCAAAAACAUGACACAUUUAUUGGUACUCCAUACUGGAUGGCUCCGGAAGUGGUGCUGUGUGAAACUUUUCGUGAUAAUCCAUAUGAUUAUAAAGUAGAUAUAUGGUCAAUGGGUAUUACUCUGAUUGAGUUUGCCCAAAUGGAACCACCCAACCAUGAAAUGUCUCCCAUGAGGGUAUUGCUCAAGAUCCAGAAAUCUGAUCCGCCCAAAUUAGAACAGCCUUCAAAAUGGUCCAAGGAGUUCAAUGAUUUUUUAGCAAAAGCACUUAUAAAAGAUCCUCAAAAAAGGCCGUGUUGUGAUGAACUUUUAAAACACGCUUUUAUCAACUGUACAUUGGAUUCAAAACCCGUCCGUGACUUAUUAUUGGAGUACAAAGCUGAAGUUGUGGAAGAGGAACUUACAGAUGAUGACCCAGAGCAUGGUAGGAAACAUCGAAAACAUAAAGAACUUUAUCAGAGAAUUGGCGGCUCUCCGGGUCCCCCUUUGCCUGAUAUUAUUGCUGAGGACAACCGAACAUCUCAAGUGCCUCUGGAUAUCGAAGAUGACUCUACAUCUCUAAAAAGUAAUGAAGUUGAUGGUAAAGUUCUUGAGUCCAUCUCCACAACUCCGCCACAUAUUCAAACCGAAAUAAUUGAAAAAGACAAGGAAUUCAAAAAACCUGUCUUUAUCGAAGAUGAUAAACAGACACCAAUCACGUCAGCUAUACCGACAUCACACACGGACAAAAAACAAGUUGACAAAAAAGAAGAAACACAAAGGAAGACAUCUCGUGACAAGGGUAAAGCUCCACCACCACCUCCUCUACAAACUCAACGAUCAACUAGUUCAACGUCUUCAGAUAAAGAAUCACCAUUGCCUGAAAAAGAAAAAUCUCCGGCUCCACUUCCACCACCACUUCCAGUAGCACUUUCUACACUGCCCACACCUCCAUCUUCCCCUAUUACUCCUCCAGAUUCCCCACUAGAAGCUAGUCCACUUCAUGUGCAUAACUUUCCUCCUAAUGUCCAAGAGGUUGUCAGAACUAAGGAAGAUGAACUUUCCAUACAAUUGCCAUCUUCGGAAAAGGCGUCAACUAGUACGACUUUACAAGAAGUAACAUCCAGAGAGAAAGUGAAAUCUGACGAGAUCGACAAUACUGUAAACAUAUCCAAAAUAAAACAGGCUCUAGAAAAUCAUAUAACAAAAAGACUUUCACGUGAGAAAGACGAAAAAACUACUCCUCUAGAUAACGACAAAUUAGUUGACAUGCCAUUAGAUAAGAUUGGAGAUAUUGUUACUGUAACUAGUUCCAACACCACUACCCCUGAUGAUAGCUUACAUCUUGUAGUUGUCUCCACUCCCCAAUCUGAAAGGAACAAGAAUAUGUCUACCAUUACUAUUAAUUCUAAUUUGCCAGAUACAUCGAAUAGUUUAGCUUCAAAUAUUAGCCAGGUGACGGUAGUGACGACACAUCCUCCUGUUAUAAUCGACAAUUCUCUUCCACCGAGAGCUUCCUCCUCUUCGCCAAGCAAUAGUACCAGUGAAGUAGUAAUUGUAGCGAACGAAACUAAUAAGACUCAAAUAGAGUCAUCAGAUGACGAAUUCUGUCCAUCACUUGAUUCACUUGAAUAUCCUCCACCUUCAGAAUUCCGUGACAAACCUUUGAAGGUUAAAAAGUUGGAUGAAAGUGAAGUUAUGAUAACAGAUUCGAGUUAUGUUAUUAAUGAUUCCGGGCUAGAUGUUUCUGAAGAAAAUUCGAAACUUUUGGAUACCAGUCACGUUUCGGUAGUGAAGAUAGAUGAAGAAAAAGUUCAGGUAAAGGAUUCGACAUCGUAUUUAAGUGAUAAAUCGGCGGAUUAUCGAGGUUCUACCAGUGAUUUAUCAAACACCUCAUCUGGAAAAACGGGCAGUACAAAAAGUGAUUACGGAGAUGAAUAUAAGGGUACUCAUAUUAUUUUGGAUGGAUCUAACUCCGAAAUGCUUGAUUCGAAACCGAGAAUGAAUGGUCAAGUAAUUCAUUCUCAUAGCCGGGAAGAUAUUUACAAGAAAUCUCUCAAUGGCAAAAUGUAUGCAGAAAGCUUUGAAUCGGCUAUGUCUGAUAGGUCACAUAGUGAUUGUGGAUCAGUACGAAGCAAUGAUUCACACAGAAGACCUAUUUCGGGAGCCAGUAAAAGUAUUGAGCAAUCUGAUAUUGAAAGUAUUUCUUUAGCUAGUCAAGAAAGUAGAGGAAGUAAUGAAAAGGAUGAUAAACGAUACCUGUCAAAUGAUUUAGAUGAAAAUGAUGAUAAUGCAGUUGUAUUACGUAAACCUCCUAAAUCCAAGUUGGAAACGAUAGCAAUGCAAAAUCGCAAAACUAGAAAAAGGACUAGAAAAUUCAUAAUAGACGGUGUUCUCAUUACUACCACCACUAGUAAAGUUAUAUAUGGAGAUGAAGAAAACUACAAUCUCAGUGAUCCUCACAGUGAUAGAAAGCAAGAACUCAGGGAAUUGAAAUAUUUACAAAAGCAAGAACAAAAACAGUUCCAAGAUUUAGCAACAAAGGAGCAAUUAGCAAUUGAACAACAAGAUCGAAAGUUUGAACAAGAAAGACAGAAUCUUGAAAGGACUUACGAAAAUGAUCUUGAAAUGUUAAGUAAACAACAGAGAUUACAAAUAGAAAGAGCUGAAGCUCAACAGGAUGCGGAUUUACGGGCGACUUCUAAAAAAAUCCGUGCUGAGCAGGAAAGAGAUCUGAAACAAUUUAGAGAGAGUCUUAAGGCGGAAUUAAGAUUACUUAAAUAUGAAAUAGAUAUGUUACCUAAAGAAAGACGCAAAAACGAAUUUAAGGUUAGGAAAGAUAAGAUGGAUGCUGAACAUCUAGAACGAGAAAAAAGCUUUUUAGAAAAAUUAAAUGAAAAUCAUGAAUCUUCUUUGAGGAGACUUAGCGAUUCGCAUAGGGAAAAAAUAGCUCUUAUGGAGCGGCAAUUCCUUCAACAAAAACAUCAGUUAACAAGGACAAGAGAAGCUGCACUUUGGGAAUUAGAAGAAAAACACAUACAUGAGAAACAUCAACUGAUAAAAAGACAAAUUAAGGAAAUUUUCAUCCUCCAGAGGCAUCAAAUGCUAACAAGACACGAGAAGGAGAAGGAACAAAUUAAACGAAGAGCUGCCAGAAAAGAAGAGGAAUUGUUAAAAAAACAACAAAUAGAGAAAAGAUCGCUGCCAAAGAGAAUAAGAGCGGAAAUGAAAGCUAGGGAAGCCAUGUUUAGAGAAUCUAUGAGAAUAUCUAUAUCUGGAACCAGUGAUCCGGAUUUAGAAAAAAAUAGAUUUAAGGAGUUCCAAGAAAAAGAGAAAAAGCGAUAUCAGGCUGAACAGCAACGUUUUGAAUUGAAACAUCAACGUCAACUGGAAGAAUUGAGAGCUAUGAGUGAUGCAACCAUCAAGGAGCUGGAACAACUUCAAAAUGAAAAACGAAAAAUGUUACUUGAACACGAACAUCUCAAAUUGAAGCAACGAGAAGAAGCAUUUAGCAUCGAGUUGAAAGAUUGGAAAGGAAAACUAAAACCUAGAAAACAGAAACUCGAGGAAGAAUUGUACAAAGAAAUACGUUCGGCCAAAUACUCCAGUCACCUCCCUAAAAUUUCUUUCCCAGAGCCUGGCUCUUCUUCAACUGACAACGUACCUGAUAAUAGUAUUGGUACUAAAUCUAGUGUUAAUGAUGAUAAGACGGCAUCGUCAGUACCGUCAAGCCCCUUUGUGACUGAUGGUCACAGACACAGUUGGGGUCAUCAGAGGACGUGGAGCACGGGAGUUAUAUCUGAAAAGAAUUUUGCUUUUUCUCCUCCUUCUCUAAAAGACGAUUCCGCUGCUUAGUUUUGUCUGUUGAUCCUUUUCCUGUUUGGUUUGUUUUUUAAACUCUAUCUGUACUUACUAAUUAUCUAGUUUUGUUUCUUUGAAAUUAAAAUCAGAGAAAAACAAUUAUUUUUCAAGAAUCCAAUUUUUUAUUUUUUAAGAAAUUAAAUACUCAUUUGUUGAAGAAAAAUAAAAACAAAAGUAUUUCAACAGGUUUAAAUAUAAUUACCACAUCAAAAUAGAAUCUCCAGAAAUUGAUGUACAUAACUAAGAAACAGUUUAAUCACAAAUUUUACUUUGUUAUAGUUCCCUAUGGUAUAGCCUGAAUUUCUAUAUCUUGUUGGUUUUAUUCUACCGAAUGAAUGAUAUGAUUAAACAAGAUAUUUUUCUAAAACUCAAUCCAAGAAACAUAAUAUCAGAAUAGAACAAGGAGGCAAUGACACAAAGGACCAAUUUAAUAAUAAUUCUUUCUGCUCCAUUGAAAUUAUUUUUUACAUUCACAAAAGUAUUAUCUAUAUAAAUUCAGUACGUCAAGUGUGAUACAUAUAGUUUGCCUUGCUCUGCGAUAUACUUUCAAUUAGUAUAAACAAUAUUAUAAGUAUUAGCAUUUUGGGGUGUUAAAUAUUAGAUCAGUGUCCAUUAAUUAAAAUUCUCACUUAUUUAUAUUGAAUUUUCUAAUUUAUAUUCUUUGUUUUUCUCUCAUUUUAAAAUUUCAUAGAAGUUUACAAUCUUUUGUCUACUUAAAAAAAUGAACUAACUAGCUAAUAAAUACAUUCAUGGUUCAAGAUUUGAUUCAAGGCAUUCAGAAAAACAAACCACCGUUUCUCCGAUGUUUGUGUUGUUUUUUUCCAGUUGUUUGUGUUCGUUUUAUUUUUUGUUUUGCUUUACUCCCUUUCACUGCUUGUUUCAGUGGACGUAUUAC
Molecule: messenger RNA, 5579 nt
Organism: Diorhabda carinulata
Lineage: Eukaryota; Metazoa; Arthropoda; Insecta; Coleoptera; Chrysomelidae
Product: serine/threonine-protein kinase 10
Exons: 15
Coding region: 287-4678 (1463 amino acids)
Biological process (GO): protein phosphorylation
Molecular function (GO): protein serine/threonine kinase activity; ATP binding
Source: RefSeq, a predicted model, not a curated record